Colletotrichum fioriniae is the source of this 4278-nucleotide messenger RNA. NCBI's taxonomy places the organism in Eukaryota, Fungi, Ascomycota, Sordariomycetes, Glomerellales, Glomerellaceae. The record is from RefSeq and is a predicted model, not a curated record.
AUGGUCGCCCCAGGUAUUGGCGGCCUCGACACGCCGCGAACAAACCUUGGCGAUGCGACAUACCUUAGCCGACAACCCGACUUCGACAUGUCGCAAGAGGUUUCUUUCCAGUCUCCUCCGGCGAAAGACAACAACUUGGUGCAACAAAUGCGCAACGGGCGCUCGGCAGGCAUCAACCUUCGCACGCCGCGGGGUCGCGGACCCUUUGCAGACCGAAAAAACCUACCUGCAGGCCUCGGAGGAGCAGAAUUCACUCCUAUGCUGAAGUCAGCCACGAGGAAUAGCAUCCGUCGAAGGUCUGGCAAGGAGAAUGGCUUCGUGCCGAACACGCCCGCACUGAACAAAAUCGACGAGGACAUGACGCCAAUUCCCAAUAUCGACACCUCCAUGUACCAAUCCCGGUCCUUCGUGGAUCGCACGCCACUCCCCGAAGUCGACAGCACGAGCACUGCGUCUACACCGCUUGUAGUCUUGCCGCGACGCGACGGAAAAGGCCCUCUGCAAGACGGAAACCAGUUGUCGCUUCGGGAGCAGGAGAGCGUAAUCGAUAAAAUCGAAAAGGAAAACUUUGGCCUGAAACUCAAGAUUCACUUCCUCGAAGAGGCUUUGCGGAAGGCCGGUCCCGGCUUCAGCGAGGCGGCGUUAAAGGAGAACACCGAGCUGAAGGUCGACAAGGUGACCAUGACGAGGGAGCUUCACAAGUACAAGAAGCACCUGACAUCGGCCGAGAAGGACCUCGAAAGCUACCGACAACAGAUGAUGGAGUUACAAGAGAGGGCCAAGAAGAAGUACGCAGACCAGAAACAACUAGCAGAGAUUGAGCGACUGCAGCAAGCUUUGGAGGACAGAGAAGCCGAUCUCGACGACAUGCAGCGCCAAUUGAGUCAGGGACAGCACGAUCAAGGGCAGGUGGACAAACUGCAAGACGAGAUUGGCGAUUUGGAAGCAGAACUUCGCGAGAAGGAGCGCCUUCUAGGAGACCAUGAGGACGAAAUUGACGAGCUCAAGGCGAAGCUGGACGACGUGGAGGACAAGAUGAAGGAUGCCCAAAGACGAAUGAUCGAGCUUGAGCAACAGGGACAGUCCAACGAUGAUUUAGAGGAAGCAAGAGAUACCAUUGACGAUCUGGAAACCAAUGUCCGUCGCUUGGAAGAGCAAGUCGAAGAGAUGAAAGACAAACUCAACCAGGCCAUUGCAGACAAGGAGCAAGCAAAGGGUGAUUUGGAAGAGCUUCAAGAGGAGCUGGCGAAUAAGUCAAUUGCCACGAAGGGGCUCUCGCGACAAAAGGAGGAGAAGCUUUUGCGCCUGCAAGCUGAGCUAGAGGAGGCCGACACAAGAUUCGCCAAUAUCGAACGGCAGCUUUCCGAAACGAUCAAGGAGAAUGACGAGCUCAAGAACGCUGCCAAGGAAGAUCGCCGUGCCCGCGAAGUCUCGGAGCGCGACUACCAGUCACAUUUGGCCAGAAUCGAACAGCAGCUCUCCGACGUAACGAAAGAGAAGGAUAGCUUUAAGAACGCCGUGCAUGAGGGCCGUCAAGAACGAGAAUUCUCUGAUCGCGAACGCCAGUCGCUGCUGGCUCAAGUGGAAGAUCUGAAAAGGGACUUGGAGUCCAGGCUGGACGAGAAGAAUAUGCUGCAAAGUCGUCACGAGGCCUUGACAGGCGAGUCUGACUCUCUACAACGAGACGUGGCGCGUCUUCAAAAGAACGUGGAAGAUUUGGAGGAGAGCCUCGCCCAAGAGCGGGACCAUGCCCUUGAAAUUGAAAGGGAUAUCCGCAGCCAAUACAGAGACGAAAUCGACAGGCUUAACGAUGAAAUCUCGGACCUCCAGGCUGAAAUUCGGGAGAAAGACAACCUCUACGACAACGACAGCGAAAAAUGGGAAACAGACCGCCAAACCCUGGAUUCGGAGCGCAAACGGGCGGAGGAAAAGGCCUCGGGCUUGGAAAGGACGAUUGCAGCUCUGCGCGAGGCUGAAGGCAAUCUAUCAACAAAGGAAUCAAGAUUGCAGGAAGCACUAGAGAGCGAAGCUCAACGUCACAAGGACGAGAGAGCAUCCCUCACAAGGCAAAUUGAGGACCUCCAGCAAAAUCUCGAGACACGGCAGUCUAUGCUCAAUGAGUUGCGGAGUGAAUUAUCUCAAGUUCAGGAUGAGCUCCGACAAACUCAACUAGACUACCAAGCGCAAAGCGAGAAGAUUGAGGGGCUGGAGGAUGAAGUUGAGGUCCUUCAAACGACUUUAGACGAGGAAUCAGAACAUUCUCGCGAGGAACUGGAAGCUGCAAGGAAGGAAUGCGACGCGCUGAAGCUGGAGCUCGAUGAGGUACACCGUGGUACGGCCUCGGUCUCUCAAGAGAACGCCAGCAAGUCGAAUCAAGCCAUCGAGCGACUCCGAGUUCAGCUUGACGAGGCCACAUCACUCGUGUCGAAGCUGAACAAGGAGAAGGAAUCACUCCAAGACAGGCUGCAAACCCAAAUCUCCGAGUCGACUGUGCAGGUGAAUAGGGUGUCUCGCGAGAAGCAGACGCUGCAAGAUCAACUUGCGAACCUCAACCUCGAAAUGCACUCCUUACGCAGCUCAUUGGCCGAAGCAAGGGCAGAGCGUGAUGAGGUUGAGAGCGAAAUGAAGCGCUUGCAUCAGAACGGCGAGGAGACCCUCCGCAUCGAUCGAGAGCGCCUGGACUUGAGGACAUCAAAGUUGAAGCUUGAUAACGAGGUACGAAGACUCAAAGACGAGAACGCGGCUUUGGCGGAGCAAAUGCAGAACGUCGAAAAGUCUCUCGAAGACGAGAUCGAAAAAGCCGCAGAAGAGGAGGAUCGCCUCAACCAGGAAAUUCGCCAGCUUCAAGCCAAAUUGAGGGAGGUGUCUUCAUCAGAAGGUCACGAAUCAGUUGCUACACGACGCACAAUACGAGAACUCGAACGGCGAAUCAGAGACUACGAAGACCAGCUCGCGACGACUCAACAAAUCCCUGCUAACAUCGGUGAGGGUAACAGCGAGAUGUCCAUUAUUCGCCGCGAUCUCUCUACAGCACGACAGAAGGAACGCGAGCUCCUCCAACGUGAGGCAGCCCACAAGGACGUUGUCAAGGGUCUCAAGAAGCAGAUCGCAGACCUGGAGCGCAAUGCCCACGAUGCUGAGAUGUCUCGGCUUAUUACAUCUCCAGCAUCCUCCAGUCCUUCAGCCAGAAAGUCCGAAGUCACUGAGCUGCGCCAUCAACUUUCUACCGCACAGCAAUCGAUUCAGACGUUCAAGACCAAGGCUCGCGAGGCCGAACGCAAAGCCUCUAAAUUCGAGCAAGAUGUGCAAACCCAGCUUGAUGAUCUGGAAGACCAGAAGCUUGCUUUGGAGCAGGCACUGGAGGAUGUCCAGCGCGAUGCUGACGAAGCUACCGUUCUCCACGAAAAGGCACUGCAUCGUCUGAGGCAGAAGCUUGAGAAGGCAGAGCAAGACCGGCAGCUUGUAAGCCACGGCCGUCACAACAUCGAGAACAUGUCGUCCUCCGAGAAGAGAGACCUCCAGGAAUUGCUCCGCAGAACACAAAGCGAAGCAGACGCUCUCGAACACGACGUCAUCCAGCAGCAGGAGACUAUUGAUGAGCUGACGGCCGCCGAGGGCUCGCUUCGUCGCAAGCUCGAGAGGGCGCGGGCGGAGCGCGCAGCCUACCGCCUGACCGCAGAGAAGCUGCAAAAGGACAUCAGAGACCUCAAGGCGCUGGCCGCAGCGGAGAAGAAGAACCCGCGGGCAGCCCGACUCGCCGCCGAGACGGACGAGAGGAUGAGGCAGACGGACGAGGCGCUCGAGACGGUCAUCCGUGCCGCCGAGAAUGCGGACGCGAAGCACACCAAGGAGCUCCGCGGCAUGACGCUGCAGAUGGAGUGGAUGCAGGCGCGGUGGAAGCGGGAGGUCAGCAUGCGCGCCGACGCGGCGUACGCGAAGAAGUUCUUGCAGCUGGAGCUCGACAUUGCCAACGCAUGCAACAAGGCUCAGCUGCGUGAACUGGAGCAGAUCCGGUGCGAGCUGCUCGGCAGCCGCAGACCCCUCCCACCCUCAUCCUCCUCGGCGACGGCGAGGAAGCAAACAGCGUCCGGCCGACCGACGCUCAAGACGGUGGCGACGAUGGCACGCUUCAUUGCCAGAAUGCAGAUCUCGGCGCGCGAAUGGGCCAAGCACGAGGCCACGCGCCAGAAGCUGGCCGACUGCGUCGACGAGAUGCGCAAGACCAAGAGGCGGAAGCAGCUCAAGGUCGUGCAUGCCGAUGACGACGUUGCGGCCUAA